Messenger RNA from Polistes dominula (European paper wasp), 607 nucleotides. It is a transcript of the gene Sem1, whose product is annotated as Suppressor of exocyst mutations 1. NCBI's taxonomy places the organism in Eukaryota, Metazoa, Arthropoda, Insecta, Hymenoptera, Vespidae. The record is from RefSeq and is a predicted model, not a curated record. Gene Ontology annotation, biological process: proteasome assembly; mRNA export from nucleus; double-strand break repair via homologous recombination. Gene Ontology annotation, cellular component: proteasome regulatory particle, lid subcomplex; proteasome complex.
AAAUGUUCCGCGAUCUGACUUCACUGCUCUAAGGUGAUUCAUGUACUUAUACGCGUGAUUUUUGUCAGUUGAUAUUAAGUCAAAGUAAAUUUUGUAAAAUGACAGACGGCAAGAACGACAAAACCAAAGUAGAUUUAGGAUUACUUGAAGAAGAUGAUGAAUUUGAAGAAUUCCCAGCAGAAGAUUGGACAGCAAAAGAUGAAGAUAAUGAAGAUAUUAGUGUAUGGGAGGAUAAUUGGGACGAUGACGAUGUUGAAGAUGAUUUUAAUCAACAAUUGAGAGCACAACUAGAAAAACAAAAAGGUCAAGGUGAACCAACAAAAGAAGAUUAAAGAAUUUAUGAUAUUUAACUCUACUCUUCAUAUGAAUUAAUAAGUUAUGUAAAUUUUAAUAUGUGCUUCUUCUUUACAUUAAAUUUAUAACAAUGUACAUAUGCAUUAGGGUUCUCUGUUAUACGUAAUAUAUACUGUAGAAAGACUAUUUGAUUAUAACAUUUAAAUUAAUAUUGCGAUAUAACCAUCUUACAGAUGUAUUAUUCAAAUUAGGUUAAAACAAUACAGAAACAUUCAAAUAUGAAUAAUAAUAAAGAAAAUUAUAUUAUCUUAAA